Molecule: messenger RNA, 4762 nt
Organism: Polyodon spathula (Mississippi paddlefish)
Lineage: Eukaryota; Metazoa; Chordata; Actinopteri; Acipenseriformes; Polyodontidae
Product: aldehyde dehydrogenase family 3 member A2-like
Exons: 13
Coding region: 2790-4283 (497 amino acids)
Biological process (GO): aldehyde metabolic process
Cellular component (GO): cytoplasm
Molecular function (GO): aldehyde dehydrogenase (NAD+) activity
Source: RefSeq, a predicted model, not a curated record
ACAGCGGUUUGUUACUCAGUGUAACCGUUCUUAGUACUUGCUAUACAGUGAAACAACCACCAGAGGGCGCUCCUGACACAGCAUGCAAUGAAAAGUAAAAUUCCACACUAUCACAGUUCCUGCGUUUUUAGCAAAGGCUUUGCUGGAACACACACAGCUACACACGGGUCUCCCAUUGUAUUAUAUCAUUUAUUAUCACAGUUUUAAAAAGCUCCAUACUGGGUGAGCGGAGAGAGGAGAAAGGAAAGGUUUUCAAUAUGGCUUUUUUUUUUUAAAUGAUUCAUUGAUGAAUCACGCUUGCGGGCUUUGAUCGAUUUAAAAAAUAAUUGAUCGAUUUUAUUCUUCUCUACCUGAAAAAGGGAAGCAAAUCAUUUUUUUUUCCAAGAAAGAGCAGAAAAAAUUGGUUGGUGUGUUUGGUAUUAAUACCUUAAUGGAGACAAUAGAUUUAACGCUGAGUAUGAAGAAUGACUCUCACACACACACAGGAGCCAUACUUGUGCUGCUCUUAAUGUAUUAACACUGUGCUGCAUUCACAGACUCAACUCCUCUCCAGACACGUCUAACGUGAUUGAAAUCGCAGUGCUUUGCAUUGUUAAUUGAACACUCAGCCUUGUACGCCAAAACAGAGAAGCACACUCGAAAGCUGCUUGUAGGGAAAGGCAGAGCCAAGCAGACAAGCCUUCGCUCCCGAUUCCCGAUCCCUUUUUAUGGGUUUGUCAGUGCUGCUCGCCGAUCUCCUCGCUCUCGCAUAGACAGACAGACUCGGCUUGUUUCUCACGGUAGGACAGAGCCGCGUUGCAACUCAAAUCACGAGAUCCUCACAAUCCUGCAGGCUUUCAAGGGUUAAUAAAGAAGCUUUGAAAGUGUUGUACCUCAUGCAGCCCUAAGCAGCAGCAGCAACAUGCUUGUUUAUCUCAGAGUUACAAUGCUGUUCAUGUCUCUGUGUGACUCGACAGAUAGAACUGGCAACAAGGUCUUCUUUUUCUGAUAAAGACUCAACUAUAGGAGAAUGUAGCAAACUGAAUUAGUAUUCAUUAGCAUACAAUUGAGCAAGACUGGGAACAAAAUAGCUUUUAAAAAAAAAUCACAGAGGAACAAUACAUGGUUAAAAUAAUGUCUCAGAAGUGGGCUGGUUGAUAAAGAUAGAUACAGCGCUGCAUUAUUCCACCUGUUCUGCAAGCCCGAAUGCGCCACCACUGCAAAAAUAAACAUGCCUUCCCAUUCGAUGAGCCCUUAACCUGACUGCUAAUUUAACAAGGAGUGUAAGUCAUCUGUGUUGCUGAGGAGGAGGUUUGGAUGGGUGGGGCUGUUUCCCAAAUGUGUGAUUCAAUUUAAAACAGAGCCAGCAAUGGUUUGUAUCGAAUCCUCCUCUAAGUGCAGGUAGCCCCACACUGCUAAGUGAACGGGUUGCAACCUAACUGACAGGGAAAUCAGUGUUCUACAAAGAACAGUCUAAUAGUGCAAUCGAGCCUCCAAAUAAAUAAUGUCACUAAUAGAACAAUGUGACCAGUGGAACAGCAGCAGACAGCAGUGCCGUGUGUGUGGCUUGGCUAAGUUACAUAACACUUGCUCUAGUGCAGAACUCUGAACGCUGCAGACCUUUAUACAGGCCAAGGAAAGAUAACCACUCAAAACAGCUGAGCUCUGCAUAUGAAAGAGGAAAUGCAUUUCUGCAUCUCUCUCUCUCUCUCUCUCUCUCUCUCUCUCUCUCUCUCUCGAUAUCAUUUUUCUAUCAUGUAUAAUUCACUUUUUCAAAUCCUCAAGCACAAUUCUCUGUAAGGGAAAUCCCGCCUUUGAGGUGCGGAGUCCUCCAGAAUUUUAUCGGCAUCCGCAAAUAAUUAACUGAUCAAGACCUGUAAUGAAGUCGGAUUGAUUCAGGUUAGGGUGCCCCUGCUUUCGGGGAUCCCUGCAUUUCACAAUGACUGCAGAGCUGUACAAACACCCUGCCCCACUGCAGCACGCUUGUAACUGUCUCCUGGUUCUCCGUCUCACUUUGCUCUACUGCAAUGUAUUUUUUAACGCGGUGUGCACUGAUUGAUCUGCGGGGCAUUGCGACGCGCAUCUGAAGACUGUUUUGUUCAUUCAAUGUGUGUGUUUGUACUGUUAGGUUUCCACCUCGUUCACUUUUGCAUGUAUUCCCUUGAGGAGCCAGGUGGGGUAACUCAAUGGCUCAGAAUGAAACAGAACUAGUGCAGCUGUACAUUGAUAAACAACCUGUCUGGGAUGUGCUUGCAUUAUUAUUAUUAUUAUUAUUAUUAUUAUUAUGAAAAGUGAUCUUUUGAGCUGAAGUACCAUAGAUACCAAAUAAAACACUAGACGUCACAUCCGGUCAUUUUAACAAAGUAGAUACCGUGUUAUUACUGCAUGCUCAGGUUUGAAAGUUGCCUGGUACAUUACACAUUAGCUAGUAAUAUUGUAAACAAAUACGAUCUGGGUUUGCCCUAUCUGGACUGAGAUUACAGUGUUGUGCAAGUUCACGAUCCCGCCCAGAUAACACUCACUGAGGAGGGCGAGCGUUUGCACUGUGUUCGUGUUAAAGUCUGCCCGAGUGCCACGAUCACGGAUACGCUGCUGCAGACGGGACAGAGUGCUAUCUGUGUGUGUGUGAGGCCGUGUACCGGACGGGUUAUCUGAGCGGUGCUAAAGCCGGGGCGCUGCCGAAUCCGGACCGAGCACUGAGAACCUGACUGAUGCAUUGAAGCACUGCAGCGAUCAACUUACACCUCGUAAUCCUGCAGCUACACUCUGCCCUUCCAGCUCUCUUGACAGUUCCACACACACACACACACAUGUCCAUGGAGAAGCAGGCUGUGGAGCGAGCGAGGACUGCCUUCCUCACCGGGAGGGCGCGACCCCUGGAGUUCAGAGCUCGGCAGCUGAAGGCUCUUCAGAGGAUGAUCACAGAGCAAGAGCACGACAUCGCUGCUGCGCUCAAACGCGACCUCAACAGGAACGAGUUUCAGACACCUCUGUUCGAGCUGGUGAGCCUGGAGAGCGAGAUCCAGCUGGCUCUGGAGAAGCUCCCGGAGUGGACAGCUCCUCGGCCCGCAGAGAAGACCCUUCUCACCAUAUCAGACGAGGUUUACAUCCAGCCAGAGCCCCUGGGGGUGGUCCUGAUCAUCGGAGCCUGGAACUACCCCUUCGCCCUGGUCAUCCAGCCCCUCAUAGGGGCCAUAGCAGCCGGUAACGCAGCUGUGAUCAAGCCCUCUGAAGUGAGCGAGCACACAGCCAGGCUGCUAGAGGAUCUGCUCCCUCAGUACAUAGACCGGGACAUGUACCCCGUGGUGAACGGAGGGGUCCCCGAGACCCAGGAGCUCCUGCAGCAGCGCUUCGAUCACGUCUUCUACACGGGGAACGGCGCCGUGGGCAAGCUGGUGAUGGGGGCUGCUGUUCACCACCUCACCCCCGUCACCCUGGAGCUGGGCGGGAAGAGCCCCUGCUACAUCGACAAGGACUGUGACCUCUCCGUCGUCUGCCGCCGGAUCACGUGGGGGAAGUUUGUAAACUGUGGGCAGACGUGCAUCGCCCCCGACUACGUUCUGUGUGAGCAGAGCAUCCAGGGCAGGGUGGUGGAGGGGAUCCGACACACACUGCUGGAAUUCUACGGCGAUGAUCCCAAGACGUCUCCAGAUUACGGGCGCAUGAUCAACAAGCGGCACUUCAAGAGAGUGAUGGAUCUGCUGGAGGGGGAGACGGUGGCUCUGGGCGGGGAGAGCGACGAGGCUGACUGCUACAUCGCCCCCACAGUGCUGCUGGAUGUGCCCCCCCACUCCAGGGUCAUGCAGGAGGAGAUCUUCGGCCCCGUCCUUCCCCUGGUGAGCGUGGGGAGCGUCGACGAGGCCAUUCGCUUCAUCAACCAGAGAGAGAAGCCCCUGGCUCUGUACGUCUUCUCAUACGACAAAAAGCUGAUAAAGCGGAUGAUCUCUGAGACUUCCAGUGGAGGGGUGAUCGCGAAUGAUACACUGCUGCAUUACAGCGUCGGCUCGUUGCCCUUCGGGGGUGUGGGUAAAAGUGGAAUAGGCAGCUACCAUGGGAAGCACAGCUUUGAGCGGAUGAGCCACCAGCGCGCCUGCCUGAUCCGGUCUCUGUCCCGGGAGGGGAUGAACAAGGUGCGCUACCCUCCCCAGGAGGCCAGCAAGCUCCGGGUGGCCAAGUACUUCAUGCAGAAGAGGCUGUGGACAGGGGGGCUGUGCUGGGUCACGCUGGCUGUGCUGGCUGCCCUGCUGGUUCUCGCUUUACUCAUCACCCUGCUGGCUCUCAUCCUCAAGGGCUCCGAACAAUGACAGGAAUCCUCACCUUUUAGGGCUCGGCAUUAUUAGGGCUAAUGGCGCUUCCCCUUUAAUGAUGGCGCAUUGCGUUUUAUUUUGCAAACAGAAACAAUGAAUGUUAGUAAUAAUCUCAAUUGUUAAUACAGAUACAUUUUUAUUUUGAUUUGACUUUUUUUUCAAGCAUGUAAAACAGGACUUGGUCUCAGAGGCAGGUAUUCAUUUAAGAGGGAGAAGAGCUGUAGUAUGCUUUAUAUUAGUGAUAUUAGCACGUACUGUAGCUGUUUGUAAAAAUAAAUAUGUUUUUUUUUUGUUUGGUUUUUUUUUUUAACCCAAUAAAAACCUUUUAUUACCGUUUUUUGGUUUUGGGAUUCGUUUAUUUAUUUGUCAGAUUUUCAUGUCGUUACAACUGCCGGCCACUAGAUGUCACUCUGCUGUCAUUAAUAAAGAAGUGCCUUUCCCUGUCCACUGUCCACUUUGUGUUAUACAGUACUGUG